This is a messenger RNA of Vicia faba (fava bean), 441 nucleotides long. NCBI's taxonomy places the organism in Eukaryota, Viridiplantae, Streptophyta, Magnoliopsida, Fabales, Fabaceae. The record is from the annotation of a GenBank genome assembly.
AUGUUGCAACCGACAAGCAUCAGCAGCAACCAGCAUUUGGUUCAUACCAUGUCAGUGUCUCUCCAAGGGAACUCAACAUCAGUUCUAAUGGAUCUGAGUGAAAGCUUCAUGGACACAAACGACAAUGUGCAAAAUGGAGAAUUUAUAAAAGUAGAAAAUAUCAUCAUGUACUCCCAGAAACUACAAGGGGAUCUGCAUUCUUUUGGGAUUACAAUUAAGCAGCAUGAGGAUAGCACAAUCAUCCUGGGAGGUUCCAGUAAUCAUGUUCUUGAUAAAAUCACGAUGUCCAGGAGCAUAGAUGAGUGUGCAGUAGUACUUGGUGGGUUCAAAUUUCCACUAGGAAAUAUCAAUGGUAAUACCUCUUCCACACUUCAGCUCUGCCAUAUUCUUAAACACAAUAAACAGUUCAACAGUCCACAAGUUCAAUCAAAAAUAGUUUAA